AUGUCUUCCGGCUCUGUGUUUAUUCCAUAUCCAAUGAAGCAAUUGCUACGGCCCCGAUUCUCCUGGGCCAUGAUUUGGACAAUUCUGUCCAUGGCUGCUGCAAUGAAGCUCGGGCAGGAGUCGAACACCGAUGCGGAAGCCAUCCACACCGCAUACACCGCAGACUCUGAACACCUGCACGGGUCCGCAGAGAUGCAAAGUGCACUGCUGGCCCGCUCCUCCAGAAGCGCGUCGCAGAGUUCUGAUGCCUCACUCGAUGCCGCGGUGUCGGCAAAGAUUUUCGGCAGCAUCAUCGACACUUUUGAACAGCUUGGCACCGUUCUUACCGAUGCAGGCAUGGAAAUCGGCACGGCUCUGGGCAAUUCCGCCAUGGUCAUCGGCAAACAAGUCAUCGAACCACCGAGGUUGAAGUUCGACACGGACUUAAGAACUUUAGCCACUUCCAUCGGAACAGCUCCCCUAACGCUCGGCCGGUCGUAUACUGAUGUUAUAUCAGUUACUGCCACGCAAGCAACCCAGCUGGCACGAACCACCUUGGAGCACGCGAAGAAAGGAGUUGCGCAGGGCGAGAAGAUCGCCUCAAAGGUGGGGAACCUCAUCGUUGACAAGACGAGGGUCUUGGGAGACCCGAUCAACAAGGUUGGGCCUUUGGCUGCAGGCUUACUGAGUGACGCCUGGGCAGCGGUAAAGUCCUUCGUCAACUGCUUCGACAUCCAGGUCUCUCUUUGCCUCGUCCUGCUUGGGAGCCAGUGUGAUUGCGGUCCAGGAAAAAGCCACGUAAAUAUCGAUGACGACUGGAUGGAAGUGCGGUGUGUCUUCACGAGCACCUCCGAGUUUUCAAGAUCUUUUGGUGUCAGGGCCACACAGGACAGCGACGGCGACAGCAACCUCCUGCCCGGGGGCGAGUAUGAUGAGCCCUAUGCGACGUGGGAAGACAUAAAAACAUCCACAGGGGGCUUGCAGGAGAUGCAAGCGGAAGGCCCGGAGGGCCUCUGCGAAACGGAGCUGAAAGUGGCCGUGGACGGCAAGACGCUCUGGAGCCCGGACAUGACGGUGAAGGUCUGGGAGAACGGGGACACCUGGAUCAAGAUCAGCGGCUCAGUGCGGGGCUCCUACGACACGCUCGUCACCGGACAGGGCAGCUGCAGCUACACGCUCAGACGAGGUGUUUUGCGCCGGGAAGUUCUGCAUCUCGACUUGAUCGGGGCAUGCACGCAGAAGACCGUCAGCCUCAUGUACAGUGCAGGCGUCAUGGUGUCGCUUCAAAUGGUUGCAGAACUGGUUGGAGAGGGCGUCCUCACUGGAACCAUUGAUAUGUCGAACGAUGUCGAGUUCCAGAUCUCCGCCGACGUCUUCGUCAAGAAGAACGGCGAGUCCACAGUUUCUGUUAGCAGCAACCAAGUCAAGAAGCCGCCGAGAUCGGGGCGAGUGCAGAAGCAAGGUGUGGCCUAUGCCUGGUAUCCCGGUUACAUUCGCUCGCUCCUGGAGGCCUCGGACUCGGUGUCCCGGCCCUGGAACCGCUCAAAGGCAAGCUUGGAGAUGCUGGAGUCCAAGGCCGUGAGUUUGUACACCGACUUUACCAUCACCGGCUUCGGGAUCCCACAGUGGCUGAAAGAUUGGUUGAAGGACGAAUUUCUCCGGAGCAAGAUCAAAGCCGCCAUUAUAGAAGGUGCAAAAGCCAUGCUGGAGAUGUGGCCAGACUGCGUCCCUGGCAGUUCAGUCAAGUCCAAAAUCGAGCAGGCUGCCAUUGAUGCAGGGAAUGCUAUUGCGGCCCUGAUCCCCGGGCUGCAGCUCACGUGGGACUUGAAGCCGAUUCUCCUGCUAAAGCCCCAGAUGUUCUUCUGCAAGGAGGUGUGGACAUAUCCGGAGGAAAGAGAGGAUUUCGAGAAGGCCCCCUGCGCCGAAGACCUCGGGUGCCGGACCGCGGGCCAGGACCCGCCAGAUGAGUCGGAGGUGGAAAUGGUGCCGCCGGAGCAAGCGCAACCGCCGAGUGUAAGUCGGUCAGACGACGCCUCGUCCUGCCCCAGCAGUCUUAGAAUGGGCGACCGCGUGAUCGAGCUGGGCGACUUUCGCAUCGCCGAAAUUGAUCCGAGCCACCUGUCGAUCUCGCACAGGGACGGGAGGGUCGGCGCGGUGUGGAAAAGCGACGGAGCUACUUGGCGCGGCCAUCUUCGCGAAAGGAGAACAGAAACGACAUGGGCGAAAUACAAUGCUUGGGCAUUGAACAGGCCUGUUGGGCCUGGCAUGGGCAAAAACAUUAAGUUCGGCUACGAGUUUAUCCAGAUUGGCAAAUUCCGCCUCGGGACCAUCACCAACCAAGACCACUCAUACUUCUCGGUCUCGCAUGCGACAACCGGGAAGACCUCGAUGGUCUUGGAAGACGAUGGGACUUACAUGUGGGGACCCAGGGACUACGAUGUCAUGGAUCGCCCUGACGGAGUUGCGGCGGGCAUAAGUUAUGGGGACAGGUGGAUACAAAUUGGCGACUUCCGAUUUGGAGAUGCAGGCGGCGACUUUGCAUUUCUCCACACCAGCAAUGUCACUCUGGAAGUGUACACGAGCGCAGGUGACUUCAUAGAGUCGAAUGCUCGUGCAGGGAGAGGGGUCAGCCUGCUUGAUCUACAUCCGGCCAGUUGGACCUGCCCGAGCAUCGGAGACCUUGGGCACGGUAAGUGCAGCGAGGACUUCGGAGGGUGGGGCGAUCGCUUCGUCCAGCUGGGAGACUGGCGUCUGGCAGCUAUCGACGAGGACAACUUCGCCUUUGUGCACAAGAACGGCAAGAAUUCCGAGAUCUUCAAGAGCGACGGCAACCGCGUGUCGGGACGAUUCAGUGACAGCGUGUGGCGCAGGCCCCUCGGCUUUCCCCACGGCAUCACCUUCGGGCAAAACUUCAUCCAGAUCGGCAGCUUCCGCUUGACAGCCUUUGACUGGAACCACUUGUCCAUCUCUCACCAGUACGGGGACAGAUACUUGCAACUUGGCAGAUUCCGCAUCGGAGUCGCAGACGAUCCAGGUCCCGGCUUCAUUCAGUUCGGAGACUGGCGAAUGGCGGCCGUUGACAAAUACCACUUCUCCAUCUCGCACCGCUCCAGAUUGUCCUCCGUGAUUUACAGGGGGUCGGAUGGGACGGUCCACGCUGGACCCUUCCCCCACAACCCUCCUUCGAAAAACGGUUGGGACAAUCGCGAGUCCGGGUACGUUCCUGCGGGCGACCUGCAGGAGGUGAAGAUCGGAGAUCGUUUCAUCCAGUUCGGCAAGUUCUGGCGGGUGGGCGAAUUUAACGCUAUGCUCUCCAUCUCUCAUUCCGAAGGCCAGACACUGCUGGUCAUCCAGCAGGAUGGCACCAUGAUCGCAGGGCCCAGUACGGCUAACAACCUUUUCAUUCGUCGUGGUGAGCCCAAGGGUGUCACCUUUGGUGAUCGCUUCGUGCAAAUCGGCAACUUCCGACUCGGAGACGUGGACGGGUGGCACUUCUCUAUUUCGCAUGUGAAUACCGAAAAGCUGCUCGAUCUCUUCAAAGGAGAUGGAAGUCGGGAGCUGGGCAAUGGACGCACGAAUCAUAUGACGACACUUGGUCGUCCGCUGCAGGAUUGCAAGGUUUUCCCCGACAAGCCUCGCCUGUUCAGCUUCGACACUUUGUAUGCCUUCUACAACCCAUGGCACGAGCGCUACCUGAGUUUGAAUUCGGUGGCAGACAUGACAUCCACAGCGAUUUCUGGUGGGCCCAACGACUUGCCCUACAAUCGGGCACACGAGCGCUUCGCGGUCGUGAACGCCGGCAACGGCCUCUUUGGGCUUCACAAUGCCAAGAACAACAGGUUCAUGAUGCUGGAAGGAGUGGAGAUGAUGGCAUCUCCACUUCGAGCUGCUGCUUUCGGCGUGAAGAGUGGCUGGGUGAGUGUGAAAUUUGAGAUCGUCGAUGCAGGUGAUGGUAUGGUGGGACUCUACAGCCCCUUCCACAGGCGUCUCGCACAAAUGCGCCCCGAUGGCACCGUUCGAGCCACGAACUCACACGUUAAUGAUGCCCAGGACUUGCCAGCAAACACGGAUUGGAUCUGGGAGCGCUUCUACAUGGUGCCAGUAAAGAACUAUCUUCAGCCUGGCACCAUGGUGGGCCUGUGGAACCCAACUGAGAGGCGUUUCCUCCAAAUGGACAGCGGACGCAUGGAAGGCACCGGUCAACUUGACGCCAAUUUCCUCCAAGACAGGCAUACCUGGGAGCGGUUCCGGGUGUUUGAUGCUGGCAACGGGAUGGUUGCUCUGCACAACUACCAUUGGAACAGGUACGUUAGGAUGAUAUGGAAUGGGCAGCAGCAUGCGGUGGCUGUCAGCUCGGUGUCUCCGGACGAC
Molecule: messenger RNA, 4350 nt
Organism: Symbiodinium necroappetens
Lineage: Eukaryota; Dinophyceae; Suessiales; Symbiodiniaceae
Source: the annotation of a GenBank genome assembly